Aspergillus steynii IBT 23096 is the source of this 3302-nucleotide messenger RNA. RefSeq names its product MINDY family deubiquitinase. Gene Ontology annotation, cellular component: cytosol; cell periphery. The transcript is spliced from 3 exons. Gene Ontology annotation, molecular function: cysteine-type carboxypeptidase activity; cysteine-type deubiquitinase activity; K48-linked deubiquitinase activity. NCBI's taxonomy places the organism in Eukaryota, Fungi, Ascomycota, Eurotiomycetes, Eurotiales, Aspergillaceae. Gene Ontology annotation, biological process: protein K48-linked deubiquitination. Bases 471 to 3158 code for a protein of 895 amino acids. The record is from RefSeq and is a predicted model, not a curated record.
CUGGCUGACUUUCGCUGGGAACUUGGGUGCCUUGUCCUUCCGUCGUCGUUCCCGUUUCUGUUUACUGGCCUCGUUCCACAGUGCGUUUCUAUUUCUUGUUGCUUUUUCUCCCUGGCUAUUCGCCUCCCAGUUCAGAGAGCUUGACUGGGGCGAAGAAAGGCAUGGCUUGUCGCCUACGCUUGCUUUAACUUCACAGUAGCGUGUACUGUUGGCACCGCCUGACCUCACCUUCUUCUGUCCGUGUCAACGGUUACGAAUCUGCCUUGAGCAACUUCGAAGGAAUCCUCGAAUGCUCGUGCAUUAGAGAGUCUUACUCAUUUGUCACCCACGGUUCAAUAACAUUGGCUACUGGGCCCUGAUCCUCUUCUAUCUGCUUGUUUUCUUAUUGGUCCUUCCCCCGGUUCAAUCGUUACAGGUUGAGACCCGCGAACCCGGUUGCCCCCAAACCGAAAUAAAUCAAUCUGCCUUCCAUGGUCUUGCGAAAACGAGCUCCGCCACAUCUUUAUAGCCUCAGUCAAGGGAAUGCUCGUUUCGCACCUCGCUCUACAGCUGCACAGACAUCUCCGACCGCUAAAUCUACUGCGUCUCUGUCCCCCAAGCGCCUAACUCGUCCCCGUCGAGCUCAGAGCUCACCUCAGCCUCGGCGCCUCUCCUCGCAGGAAUCGAUAUACUCCCCUGACCUCAACACGUCUCCAGCAUUUGACCUGAUGCCCUUAGAACAGGCUCAGAAGUCGCCCGUUCGGUCAUCCGGCGGCGAUGCGCCCAAUCCGUGGGCCGACGAGUUAGUGGAGAGACCGGACCAGAAUCGCCAGGAGUAUACUAGCUCAGAGCUUCCACAGCUUGGUCAUGGAUCGCAGGAAGGGGGAACGGUGAACGAUAGAGGGCCCGAUCGGGUUCCGUCUGUUCUCGUCGCGGGCACCGAAAGGAGGACGGCUGCCAACGACUGGCAACAGAGCCAAGGGCUUAAUGAUACAUCCGACUGGGAGCAUUUGGGAGGUCCUUCUACUCCUCUGCGCUCGAAUAAUCCGUUUUUGAAACCCCGACAGCCCGAUCAAAAUCCAUGGGACGAUCGGAAUUCCCGACCGCAUUCCGAGGACACGGCAUCUUUAUCGCAGGAUGGCGCGAGUGCGCGACUCGGUCAAGACGAGGGCUAUAUUCCUAUGACAGCUCGCCUUUCCCUUUUCGAUCAGCCAGUCUCCGAAUCCCCGUGGGCCGAAGAGCAUUCCAAUGCUGCAUUGCCGCCGACAGCCGUGCAUCAGAACCAACAUUCAGCUCCCAUUCAGCAGAACUAUACCGGCCAAUAUACAAAUCAAGCUGCACCCACCCAGUUUCAACAGCCUUACACUCCUAGCAACGAUCCGCAGUCAUCCUACCCACCCCAGCCUUUUCAGCAGCAGCAGCAGCAACAACAACAACAGUAUGGGCUGCUGGCUCCAGAAAAUGGGAUUAAUACGCCAGCCACCGUCUCCACUGCAACCAGUGGCUCCUCUCAUGUGCUCAUUGACUUUGACGAAAACCCUCAGCCGCAUGCUGGCACGAGCCCAAGCAAGACAGCUCAUGAACACGCCAUGAAUAAUGUGCAGGAGCCCCAGCCGUCGGCCUUCGAAGCAUCUGGAAGUGCUCCACCCCUGCCAGACCGUUCUAAUGUUGCUGGUGCUGUGUCUCAACCCACCGAAUCAGAACCCAACCGACAGCAAGAACAGAAACUGGAGACCUAUGCUAUAAGACAUGUUAAUUGGACCGAUAUCACGGGGAAGCUGAGAGAUUCUCCGAUUCUAUCCCAAAACAAAAAUGGACCCUGUCCGUUACUGGCACUGGUCAAUGCCUUGGUACUGCGCGCAAACCCAGACACGCAGCCGCCCAUUGUUAGAGCGCUCCAAACAAGAGAGCAAAUAUCCUUAGGACUCUUGAUAGAAGCAUUAUUUGACGAACUUACUACCUGCCUUGGACCUGAUGAUGAGCUCCCGGAUAUUGAGGCGCUCAGUCGAUUUUUGACCAUGCUGCACACAGGCAUGAAUGUCAAUCCACGCCUCACGUUGGAAUCCCAACAUUCAGUCGGUACAUUUAUGCGGACUGAUGACAUCAAACUCUAUAGCACCUUUGGCGUGCCAUUACUUCAUGGCUGGAUUGCGGCCCCAUCUAGCGAUGUCGAUGGGGCACUGGCUCGGGUGGCCCCAUACCACGAAGAUGUUCAGUUGCUUCACUUCCGUAAGCAGGAGUUCGAAGACCGUGUUCUUCGGGGAGGAUCUCUCUCUCCACAGGAAGAGCAGGAGAUGAAAGACAUACAAGCUAUUCAGCAAUUCACCGACAUCGAUAAUGCGACACAGCUAAGCUCAUUCGGACUGAUGCACUUAGCGGAAAAGUUACCUCCAGGCUCGCUGUCGAUCCUGUUUCGAAACGAUCAUUUCACGACCCUUUACAAACACCCCAAGUCUCAGCAGCUAUAUACUUUGGUGACGGAUGCGGGCUACUCUAACUAUGCAGAAAUUGUCUGGGAAAGUCUUGUCGAUGUGAAUGGAUCUAGUGCCGGUUUUUUUGCGGGCGACUUCCGACCUGUCGGCCACACAUCCUCCCCUGGAGCCUCGGACCCAUCCGGUCCAAGGACUUCCAGCAAUACUCGAGCGCCUUCAGCUCCAAGCGAACAUGCUAACACCACCCUUUCUGCUCAAGAACAGGCCGACGCGGACUAUGCCUAUGCCCUCUCCCUCCAAUACCAGGAGGAAGAGCGACGAGAAAGCUCCGGGAACAAUAGAGACCGCAACCAACGGAGCUCGGGUUCGACCCCUGCUCUCAGCCACUCGCAACGGUCGUCUGCAAACAAUCGCUCGUCUGGGUUCACCCCUGACACUCCAUAUACAUCCUACUCCGGAACUCGGUCUUCUCACCAGAGCCUACCCCCUAGGCGAACCUCCCAAUACCGACCAGAAAGCCGCCGGGCGACAAAUGACGAAGGAGACGAUGCACCUCCUCCCACAUAUGAGCAAUCUGCCCAUAGCCCAAUCUACACGGGACCUUCAAGAGGCCCCAACGCUCCGGAAACUCCCUCUUCUCAUCAAUAUCCUAGGAGUCCACUGGGACGGCGACACCCCGGGGGCUCGAUCUCGGCAGGGCCCUCAGAUCGCAUUAGGGAACGGAAUAAGGACUGCGUUAUCAUGUGAACAUGACCAUGAGAGAAUGCUGUCCAGAACUAUUGAUCAUUUCGGUUACUCAACGGACGAACGUGUUAUGAGGGAACGAUAUGUAUGACUGUUAUGUGUAAUAAUAAUUUAGAACUCCAAAUAUGACUCUUGUUUUUCUUUGCU